UGGCCGAGCGAGGCUAGCAGACGACGCAGUGGCAGGCAGCGGCAGUGCCAGCGCAGUGCGCCGUCGCUCCAGCAGUGCUGUAGCCGUGCCGUAGCCGCUCCGGCAAAAUGUCAAUACUCAAGAUCGCCUUGCUUCUACCGAAUAUCGUUUUAUUUGUGUUAAUUUGUCUCGCAGCAGGAAAUCCUUUGGGAAUACUCUACGAGGAGCCGGAGAACUUCGAAGCGAACUGCACCGACUUCCAAGGCCAAACAUUCCAACACGGUCUGCGCUACGUGCCGGGCCCCAGCGUCUGUUCCUUGUGUGUCUGUUACCAUAGUGAGCCAAAGUGGUGCCAAUCUAUCUACUGUGACCCCCCUAACAGAUGCCGCAACAUCUCACAAGGUGAGCGAUGCUGCGAGUACACGUGCCUGGACCCGCCGGGCACCAAGUACAAUGAGUCCGGCAAGCGGCGGCGGUUCAGCGCGGGCGGCAGCAGGGAGGCACCGCUGCCGGCGCUCACCGCGGGCCUCACCGUGCUCACCGCCCUCUCCACAUCCGCACUGGCGCGGCCCUGGAGCCUCAGCACUCACCCCACCUCGCCGGCCACGCCACUCAGCUAGGUCGUCCCGCCGAUCGCUUCUUACCGUAGUUUUCUAAGAUUGACUAUUACUGUGAAUAUGUUCAUCUGUGCCGCACAAGCGUCUCUCCUUCAAAGCUUCUUUCCGAUUACUUAUUGUUGGUCUUCCCUUUUUGCGUGUCUCUCCUUUUGUAGUAUGACGUUUAUUGUCGAAACGAUAUUUUGAUUGUGAUUUUCUUCCUUUGUCAUACUAUUAAAAUUCCAUAAGUUUUAGGGUACGAUGAAAAAAUAUCUUAGGAGGACCGAUGCAGUUUUCUUGUUAAAAGAAAAAAUCUGCUGGCAGUGCUGUAUUUUAUACAUUUUUAAUACAAGAUUUUUUCCGUGUAGAGCACUCGCAAACGUACGAUGACCAAUAGGAUUUGUACGUUCAGAGCUUUAUUAUAUUGUCAUAUGCCGACUACUGUCUGUUUUACGUUAAAGAAUGAGAGCCCAACAGAAGAAACAAUAAUGUGACCAACUCAUACUUAGUCUUAUGUGAGGCACUCGAUCUUGCUACUUAAUUUGUUUCUUCUCGUAAGAUGGGCGAUUCAGGUAAAAGAAAAACUUGGUUACCAAUCCCAUAACUUUCUUUAGUAUUGCGGAAAACGGACUGAGUAGUUCAGCGAUGUUCAUGUUAAGUCAGAAAAGGAAAACUCCAUGUUUGAGGGCACAAAUUGUUUAGCCUGCACAGAAAGUUGCAGUAUUCUUCCAAUAUGUAAGAAUUUUACCAAAUUUUACUGUGCAGUUAAGUGAACAUAGCUAUGAAAAUCAGGGUAAGCCAAAGUAUGGCUUGGCUUAGAAGAACAUAAUCGACACGACAAUAUUGCCACACGUGCUUUUUUAUCUAAAAUUAUUGAAGUCGUUAGUUAUAGUUAAAAACAGGUUUUUAGGAAAACGUGGUUCGAACUCGAUAUUUUUAUGAACUCCACCAGAUAAAAUAGAAAGUGAAUUAUUUUGGUUACGCUUUCUUUGUCUUCAAUUUCUCGGAUGAUCCUUUUGCUAAAGACCGUUCCUGGGUUUAGACGAUGUGAUAAAUGAGUAUGUGAAUCCGAGUUGUUGAACUGAAAUUAUGCAGUGUAGGAUAGUUAAAUUUGCUCAAACCUUUGACUUUUUGUUUCAUCGCGACCCGGUGUGAUUUCAUCUAGACCUAUCUAGACUGCCGCUUACGGUGCUGCCGCUAACCAGACAUUUGAGUUGCCCAUGGUAUUGUUGUUCCUAUUAUUGCCACAUAACAAUAGCACAAAACCAGCAGCAAAAGCUACGCACAAAGGGUUUUCGGCGUAAAAACACAUUUUUCUUUCCGCCACGCGCAUUUGGAGAGUGUUCCUCGUUUUCAUAAGAGAUACUUUAAAAUUUAUAUUUCGUGUAAUGUAAAGUGAUAUAUAGUUAUCGUAGUUUUAAAAAUGUAGACGAUAUGACUUGGACCACGGUGAGCGAAUGAGUAUUUUUUCGGGAUCCGUCGUACGUUUGUACCUUUGUGGAAAAGAGUAUGGUCAGAUUGACGCCUCUGUUCAUGUUUGGCUUACCAGUGUCAAGCACAAGUAGUGUUCUCCAAGCAGAGACGUCAUUUUCACCAUUUAUUGGUCGAGUUCAUAGUUUUAUGUCCAAUGGUAAACAACCAUCGGCCAACGUUAUAAGUUUAUAAGCCCUUUACAGGUUUGAAAUAUAAUGUCGCUAAAAUAAAA
This is a messenger RNA of Frankliniella occidentalis (western flower thrips), 2280 nucleotides long. RefSeq lists its product as uncharacterized. Bases 108 to 599 code for a protein of 163 amino acids. Gene Ontology annotation, cellular component: membrane. The transcript is spliced from 4 exons. The record is from RefSeq and is a predicted model, not a curated record. NCBI's taxonomy places the organism in Eukaryota, Metazoa, Arthropoda, Insecta, Thysanoptera, Thripidae.